UUAGGGUUCCGGUUGACCUUGUUCUCGCCGGCCGAUGUCGAGAAGCCCUCCAGGCCCUCGUCGCCGACCGCCUCCAGGCGCUCUCCGCCCACGCUGCUGCCUCAUUCUCCCCCGUCUCCAUCAACUUCCUCUCCAAGAUCCUAGACGCCGUCCUCUCCUCCGACCCCGGUCGCGCCGUGCUCACCGCUGUCCUCUUCUCCGAUGCCGCCCGUGCUGUGCUCCCCGUCGGCCCCGUCGCCGUGGCGCUCGCCAGGCCUCCCGUCGACCGCCUCGCCGUCGACCUCCUCGACCGUGUUGUCAAGAUGCUUGACAUCCUCAACGCCGCGACCCACCGCCCGGCAACGCCACCGCAGGUUCCUCUCUUCCCAAAACAAGCCGGCAUGGCAGAGUCGAGAAAGCAAGGUUCCAGGAUGGCUGCACGUAGUCGUGGAGUCCAUGGCCUCCUGAGGUCACGACCACCGGUGCCCUACAGAGAGGGCCCUCUAGCUUAUGAGCCCACCGUGGUGUGUGCGUGCAACAGAAAGGCACCACAGUGGAUUUCAUGGAGUGAUGAUAAUUCUGGUCGGAGAUACUACAGAUGCAGCCGAGCAAGGACUGAUGGGGAAUGUAGCUUCUAUGUGUGGUAUGAUCCCGAGCACACAACAUUUAUGAAGAAUUUAUUUUUGGAUCUCCGUAAUGCUGUUUGGGAAUUGAGGAGCAAAGCGGAGGAGAUUGCUGAGCUGAAGCAAAUCAGUGACCUGCUGUCCAGCGAGAAUAAAGAGAAGGUUUUAGUCCUAAAAGCACAAGACAAGGACCUGGAGGAGAAAAAUAAGCAAUUGGUGCUCCUGUCUAAAAAGUUUAGUUUAGGGAGUAGGUGUUGUUUAUUCUAUCGUGGCUUUGUAAUGUUACUUGUUGGCUUGUCUUUUGGCCUGAUGUUAGGUGUCAUGUGACAUAUCCAUGUAACGUGUCUGAUGGAACCAUUUCUAUGUUAAGCGCUGCAAUAUCACAUUGAUCGCACCGAUCAAAAAGAUCUGGGUUAUUUGUUUCAGAUGCA
Molecule: messenger RNA, 1033 nt
Organism: Panicum virgatum (switchgrass)
Lineage: Eukaryota; Viridiplantae; Streptophyta; Magnoliopsida; Poales; Poaceae
Exons: 3
Coding region: 303-929 (208 amino acids)
Molecular function (GO): zinc ion binding
Source: RefSeq, a predicted model, not a curated record